UCGCUGUUGAUCCUCUGCUCUUCAACACGAUAGAUUUGAUGCUGAUGUGGCUCAGAAUGGCUCCUGCUCUUCAUCUGAUCUUUCUGCUCAUCAUUCACAGGGUUUCUGCUGCUGAUUGGGGUGUGAAUUACAGUCCUUCACAAUACUGUGCACUACAGAACUCAACAAUGACAAUCAGCUGCACUUUUAUAUACCCGACUACUGGAUAUCAGAUCAUGAAAGCAUUCUGGAACAUAGACCAGGUAAAACCUGAUGGAGUAGAGUUUGCAGAUCUGUCUGUGAACCCUGAAUACAGUCAGAGGCUUCAGUAUCUGGGAAAUAAACAGCAGAACUGCACCGUCAGACUGAGUCAUGUGACAAAGAAAGAUGAACACGACUAUCUUUUCAGAUUCACUACAAAUGUAACUACUGGGAAAAUUAUUGGUAUUCCAGGAGUGGUUCUCUCUGUCACAGAUCUUCAGCUGGAGUCUCCUGAGAGAGUGACAGAGGGAGAUUCAGUCCGUCUGACAUGUAGAAGCAGCUGUAAACUGACUGACACACCAACAUUCAUCUGGUACAGAAACUCACACACAUUGACUAAUAUUGGAGAUGAACUCAACAUCAGUCCAGUCAACAGAACAGAAGCAGGACACUACAGCUGUGGUGUGCAGGGACAAACCUACAUCUCUCCUGCUGUUUAUCUCAAUGUCACAUAUCCUCCAGAUACUCCUGUGAUCUCCAACAGAUCUGCUGUGAUAAUGUCUGGAGAUUCAGUGACUCUGAACUGCAGCAGCGACUCAAACCCUCCUGCAGAAAUCAGCUGGUAUAAAGCAAAUAAAUCUCUGAGUUCUGGAAGAAUCUUCAACAUCUCCAAGAUCAGCUCUGAUGACAGUGGAGAAUACAAGUGUAGAGCCAGAAAUGACCAUGGAGAGAAAUACUCUGAUCCUGUGACUUUAGAUGUUCAGUACCCACCCAGGAACAUCUCAGUGUCUAUGAACAGAUCUGCUGUAAUAAAGGAGGGAGAUUCAGUGACUCUGAACUGCAGCAGCGACUCAAACCCUCCUGCAGAAAUCAACUGGUAUAAAGGAGAAAUGGUUGUUCGAUCUGGAAGAAUCUUCAACAUCUCCAAUAUCAGCUCUGAUGACAGUGGAGAAUACAAGUGUAGAGCCAGAAAUGAGCAUGGAGAGAAAAACUCUGAUCCUGUGACUUUAGAUGUCCAGUAUCCUCCCAGGAACGUCUCAGUGUUCGUCACUGAUUCUGGUCAGCUUUUUUCUGAUUCAGUGAGUCUGAUGUGCAUCAUUGACUCAAACCCUCCUGCUCUGAGCUUCAGCUGGUUUAAGGAGAAUCAAAGCUCAGCUGUUGGAUCUGGACAGAGUUUCAGUGCAGUACAGAGUGGACGCUUCUACUGUGAGGCUCACAAUCCACAUGGAGCUCAGAGAUCAGACGCCGUCACUGUCACUGUUCAUCAACAUGCUGAGAGAAACAUCAUCAUCACAGCGACAUCUGUAGGAGUAUUAAUCAUCAUCAUUGUCGUUAUCAUAUUUGCAAUUCAUUUUAAAAGGAAGAGCAGAAGAUCUGCAGGGAAAGAGUCUGCGAACUCAGACACAUAUGCAGGUCUGGAUCUCCAGUCCGCGACCUCUGACCUGUACAACACACUCACAACCGUUCACCACAGACCUGCUGAAAACUCCUGCUCCACUCUUGAUCCUCAGAGCUCUUCUGAACAUCACAAUCCACCAAUCAACAGGAGGAGGCUGCAGUGAGAGGCGGAGCCAGAAAUCACCAAUCCUGAGAUGUGCGGGCGGAGCCACGGGUGAUUGACAGGGAUCAUUAGUGAUGUCAACAUGUAACAGUGGUGUUGAAACUGUCUAUAAAGUUAUUGGAUUGGUUUUAUGCAGAAAUAUUAGGAUAGUGAAGGGGAAAAGCAAUGUUUAAAGGUGUGAUGGAAUCUGUCAUAAUUUAUCAUUUUACACUCAAUAGGCUCUAUCAUACACUUGGCAAUUUGCUAGUGUCAGCCUGGCACAGGUAUCAUUUUCACGUUUUGCACAAUGUUGUUUAUGUAGCGAAUACAUUUGUGCUCACAUGUGUGUGCUGGUCUGUGGAGGUGUGUUAAGGCUCAGUGUUGGCACAUUGCUGUUUCUUAGACAUCAACUGAAAGCUGCUCUAAAGUUAAUUACUUAAAGAGCAUGUUAUUGUUAUGCCCCUAUGCAUGUUGUAACAGUUAAAUGUUACUAUUAUUAUUGUCUGGUUUAUUUAUUUAUCUUUUUGCAUUGUGUAUUGUUUGGCAUGUUGACAUGCAAUACUGCUUCUGACCGCCGGGGGCGCUAGGUUAAUUUGCACUCUUAUAAAGAGCCACUUACCAUAGAGUAAGAUGGGGUGUUUGGUAGAGUGGACACCACAUGGAUCACUUUCGCUAUCGGCAUUCACAUUCAGUCCAAUGUUUGAGAACUAUUGAAGUUAUCGCUCAAUUAAAGGACUGUUUAUAUGUUGCUAUCCUUGUGCGUCUUUUGGCUUGCUGUUCUCACUGGGAGAUGCUAAGAUUAACCAACUUCUUGGAGAGCAACAUAUUCUCACUCAACAGAGGGCAACUUGACUGCUUUCCUACACACAACGACAGUCUCUUUUCUAAGAAGUGACAGGACAUCAGAGGGAAUUAUUGCAUCAAGUGCUCUUAAUGAUAAGUGGUCAUUGACUUUUUUUUCAGAAAAACUGUUUAGUGUCUGACUUUGGAAUGUCUUGUUUAUUUUUGUUGUGAUUGUUGUUUUGCUUGUUUAUUUGAUGAGAAAACUAUACACGUGGGUAAAAUAUAAAGAGUUUACACUUGCUAUAA
Messenger RNA from Danio rerio (zebrafish), 2809 nucleotides. The record is from RefSeq and is a predicted model, not a curated record. NCBI's taxonomy places the organism in Eukaryota, Metazoa, Chordata, Actinopteri, Cypriniformes, Danionidae.